This is a messenger RNA of Rosa rugosa (rugosa rose), 477 nucleotides long. RefSeq names its product centromere/kinetochore protein zw10 homolog. The coding region runs from base 1 to 459 and encodes 152 amino acids. The record is from RefSeq and is a predicted model, not a curated record. NCBI's taxonomy places the organism in Eukaryota, Viridiplantae, Streptophyta, Magnoliopsida, Rosales, Rosaceae. Gene Ontology annotation, biological process: endoplasmic reticulum to Golgi vesicle-mediated transport; mitotic spindle assembly checkpoint signaling. Gene Ontology annotation, cellular component: RZZ complex. The transcript is spliced from 2 exons.
AUGUUCAAAAUCCAAUCCUACCUCCUCUCUCACCGCCACGACUUCGCCGACCUCUUCUCCCUCUACAACGACGCCGUUUCCCGCUCCCGUAAAAUCUCCGACGAUGUCGUUCAGCUUCUUGCCUCCUCACUCUCCGACCGCCCGGUGAUCGGCCAGAUUACGAAGCAGAUGAGCGCCGCCACGAAGGAGGCGAGGGAGAAGCGGGAGCUGGUGAGGGCAAUUCUGGAAAUGAGCAAAAAAUUAAAGGCUGCUAGAGAGGCGGUGAGGAAUGGGCGGCUGAGAUUUGCGGCUGAGCAAGUGAGGGAGAUGAAGAAGGCUCUUAGGGUUUCCGAUCGGGUUGAUGAGAGUGAGCCUGUUGUUUAUAGCUUGUUGAGGAAGGAGUGGUCAGACUGCUUUGAUGAAGAUCGAAAGAAUGGACAGGGAGACUAUCUAUCCAAGGUUUCGUGGUCGUCGAUCUAGAGAGGAAGAAGAGAGAGA